This is a messenger RNA of Colletotrichum abscissum, 1536 nucleotides long. RefSeq lists its product as uncharacterized. The record is from RefSeq and is a predicted model, not a curated record. The transcript has 4 exons. Gene Ontology annotation, cellular component: inositol phosphoceramide synthase complex. Gene Ontology annotation, biological process: inositol phosphoceramide metabolic process; sphingolipid biosynthetic process. Bases 1 to 1536 code for a protein of 511 amino acids. Gene Ontology annotation, molecular function: inositol phosphoceramide synthase activity. NCBI's taxonomy places the organism in Eukaryota, Fungi, Ascomycota, Sordariomycetes, Glomerellales, Glomerellaceae.
AUGCGGAGCCCGCUGAUGUGGACUGUGGCGGGUGGUGGGAGUGCGAACUUUGCGAGCAAGGACGAGGAGGGCGAAGACAGCCUAGGAGGAUGCGCAAAGCGUGGCAUGGGCUGCUGGAUUCGCUACCUUACCUUUACGCAAAGUGCAAAGGCCACCAACCCGGUAACUCUGUAUACGUCAGUCAGUCACUCAGUCACACGAGGCAAGAAAGAAAAGAUACAAGAAGGAAACAUGGGUAUCGGUGCCGUGGCAGAGCCCUUGGUGGUCAUCACCCUUUUAUUUGGAGGAACGUGGUUCAACCGCAACAUUGGCGACACCAACGCCUACGAUAACCUGGGAUGGAAGGGAGCCGGCCUCGAUGAUGCCGAGCACAAGCGAUCUGACGAGCGCCGUUCCGGCAACUCGACCCCAGACUCUGAAGAGUCCCUUCUCUCCCUCGGCGCCUGGAGCUCAUCAUCAACGUUGACACCGCAAGAAGAGCCGCCGCGACGCUCUCGCAGGAUCAAGUUCUUUGGAUACCAGCGCAUCGUCACGACACCAAACACAAGAGUAUACAAGGACAGACUUCUCAGCCGCGUCCUCCGCAAGUUCCCCUUCUUGGUCGAGGCAUGGUACUGGGCCCUGAUUUACUGGGUCUACCAAGUCGGCCGCGCCUUCACCGCGCUCACCCUCAACGAGGGAACCGUCGACGUGGCACGCAAGCACGCACUCCAGCUCAUCCACCUCGAGCAGCGCCUCCACGUCUUCAUUGAGGUGCCCGUCCAGCAGUACUUUUUGCAGAUGCCCACCGUGAUGCACUGGAUCAACCGCAUCUACUCCUUUAUCCACAUCCCGGGCACCAUCCUCUUCCUCGUCAUCCUCUACUUCAUCACCACCACCCGCAAGCGCCGCGCCGUCUCCGCCAAGCUCGGCGGCAACGAGAACAUUCGCUGGAACUCGGCCGGUCCCGCCCUGUACGAGGCCCGCCGACGCACCAUGGCCACCUGCAACCUGCUCGCCUUUGUCGUCUUCACCCUCUGGCCCUGUAUGCCCCCUCGUCUCUUGAGCGAUCCCAACUACAACGGUCCCGAUGCCGGUGAGGCCAAGAGCUUUGGCUUCGUGGAUACCGUGCACAGCUCUACCGGCGAGAGCAGCGUCUGGACGACGAACAAGUUUUGCAACCAGUAUGCCGCCAUGCCCUCCCUGCACUUCGGCUACUCCCUCCUCAUCGGCCUCACCGUCGCGACCCUGCCCCUCCCUUCGAUCCGCUCGCGGCCCUGGAAGCGCUUCGCCAUCGUCGCCGUCGGCAUGGCCUACCCGGCCCUGAUCCUCACCGCCAUCGUCGCGACCGCCAACCACUUUGUCCUCGACGCCGUUGCCGGCGCCAUCGUCUGCGGUCUCGCCUGGAACUGCAACGGCGUGCUGCUCAACCUGCUCGUUGUCGAGGAUUACUUCCUUCGUCUCUUGCGCAUCCACAAGCCUGUCAACUGGACCGAUCCCGAGGCGACGAUUGAUACAAACGAGUGGAAGCCCAGCACGGUUCUUGAUGAGAUCUAA